This is a messenger RNA of Scheffersomyces amazonensis, 2926 nucleotides long. It is a transcript of the gene SYG1, whose product is annotated as Syg1p. Gene Ontology annotation, biological process: cellular response to phosphate starvation; phosphate ion transport. NCBI's taxonomy places the organism in Eukaryota, Fungi, Ascomycota, Pichiomycetes, Serinales, Debaryomycetaceae. The transcript has a single exon. The record is from RefSeq and is a predicted model, not a curated record. Gene Ontology annotation, molecular function: inositol hexakisphosphate binding. Gene Ontology annotation, cellular component: cytoplasm; Golgi apparatus; plasma membrane. The coding region runs from base 32 to 2881 and encodes 949 amino acids.
UACCUCUCUACGACCAGUAACACUGUACAUUAUGAAGUUCGGAGAAUCCUUGAGCGAGGGGUUGGUUCCCGAAUGGAAGGAGCAAUAUGUGGACUAUAAAUCUGGGAAAAAGCUCAUUAAAAAAAUUGUACAAUUGAAGCAAGAGUCGGAAGCCGAAGCGAGUGCAAAAGCCAGUAAUGACAGAAUGCCAUUACUUAAUUCACAGGAUGGUGUAGGACCAUCUAUGCCAUAUACCAAUGAAAUAAAUGAGAUAACUGAAUUGUCUAAUGAACUCAAUAAACCAAGAAUGAGUAGAAGAACAUCAAUAUUCAACUAUAGUAUAAGAUCAAAAGAUGUAGAUAAGAAGGAUGAAUUUGAAAAGGAAAGAGUGAAGUUUACUCAAUGGUUGGAUAGUGAGCUUAAUAAAGUAGACCAGUUCUAUAGAGAAAAGGAACAAGAGGCAUAUGAAAGAUUUUUAUUAAUUCAAGAUCAAUUAUACCAAUUAAGAGAUCAUAAAGCAUCAGUUGUUCGAGAAAAAACCAAACAUUCUGGAGCUAUUCAUGGUGAUGAUGCUAUAAAAAUCUAUGCAAAUGUCAAUGACUUAGCAUUUCAUACAAAAAGUGCAUUUUCUUGGUUAAAUAGACUCGAACUUCCCUCGUUACCAUCGACUACAUUCCUUACAAAGUUAAAGAGAAGGCCGAGGGAUAAUGAUAUUACAAUGACAGAUCAAAUGCAAGAGUAUAAUCCUAAUGAUGCUGAAAAUAGAAUUAGAAAUGGAGAAAUCGAUUUUACUUCAGACGAGACAGAUUUAUCAUCAAUUGAUUCGGAAGACUCAAGGCAAGUUGGAGAUGUGCCGAAUUUAGUUCAAUAUCCGAAUCAAGACCAAGCACGUCAAACUAGAAGAAGAGACUAUUCUGUUAAGAAGCAGCACUUUGGAGUACCUUAUUUAUACGCUAGGAAACAAUUGAAAGAAGUUGUACUAGAACAUUAUAGAGCUUUAUCAUUGUUAAGAUCAUAUAAAGCUUUAAAUAGGACUGCUUUUAGAAAAAUCACUAAAAAGUUUGAUAAGGCAUUAAAGGGUAACCUUUUAGAUACAUACAUGAGCAAGAUCGAUAAGUCAUACUUUCAAACAACUGAUCUUGUCGAUAAAUUAUCUAAUCAUGUCGAAGAAUUGUUUAUUGCAUUCUUUGAUCCAGAAACUACAGAUAGAAAACAUUCAUUAGAAAAGUUAAAGAGUAUAGCUUAUGCUAUGAAUAAUAAUGAUAUAAGACAACCAUCAUAUUACAAAUCCUUUUUCAGUUCCGGUUUCUUAAUGGGAUUCAGUGUACCAUUAUUAACUCUUGCUAUCUAUUUAGCAUUGAAUAAAACUCUUAGUGGAACCUUGCCAGAAGGAGUUUAUUUAUUACAAAUCUGGGGAGGAUUUUUCUUACUUAAUGUUAUGUUGAUCCUCUUCGGAAUCAACUUAGCAGUAUUUGAUCAUUACAAAAUCAAUUAUAAGUUUAUUUUCGAAUUUGAUAUGUCUUCGGUUUUAAACUACAAACAAUAUUGGUUAUUACCAUCAUUUGGGAUUGCCCUUUUGGCCUUGGUUAGUUGGUUCAGUUUUCACGAUUUUUGGCCAAAUCAAUUUGCUGGAAGGGAUUGGCCAUGGAUAUAUUUUGGACUAAUGCUUGCAAUUUUCUUAUGGCCUGGUGAUCAAUUCUAUGGAUCCAGCAGAAAAUGGCUUCAAAUUGCUAUAUGGAGAUUACUAUUAUCAGGAUUUUAUCCAGUUGAAUUCAGAGAUUUCUUCUUAGGUGAUAUAUUCUGUUCAUUGACAUAUACAAUGGGUAAUCUUUCGUUUUUCUUUUGUUUAUAUGCUCAUCAUUGGAAUGGAAUAAUAGGAGAUACUGGAAAAGAAAACAUGUGUGGAUCCUCUAAAUCAAGAUUAAUGGGAUUUUUCAGUACCUUACCUAGUAUUUGGAGAUUUUUACAAUGCGUUCGUCGUUAUAUGGAUACAGGGGAUUGGUUUCCUCAUUUGGCGAAUAUGUUGAAAUAUGCUAUCUCCACAUUAUAUUAUUGUCUUUUGAGUGUUUAUCGUAUUGACAGAAUACAAAGGAAUAGAGCGACAUUCAUUACAUUUGCAGCUAUAAACUCUAUCUAUUCCUCUUUAUGGGAUGUAUUUAUGGAUUGGUCAUUACUUCAAAGUGGAUCAAAGUAUCCAUACUUGAGAGAUAAUUUAUUCUACAAGAACCCCAACUUUUAUUAUUUUGCCAUGGUAACUGAUGUUAUUCUUAGAUUUCAAUGGAUAUUCUAUGCAUUUUUUAGCAAUCAAAUCCAGCAGCUGGCUGUUACAAGUUUUUGUAUUGCAUUAGCAGAAAUAAUUAGAAGAUUUAUUUGGAUAUUUUUCAGAAUGGAGAAUGAACAUUGUACAAAUGUUGUCUUAUUUAGAGCCUCAAAAGAUUCUCCUUUACCUUACAUUGUAUCACCUAAAGUUGAGAAAGCCAUUAAAAAAUUAGCUAAUGCAAGAUAUACAGCAUUUGUUGGUGAGAAUGAAAAUGUUUUAGAAAGGUUAGGAACUAGCCAACGUUUACCAAGCGCUGACCGUAUUUCUUCUUAUAGUACCAGUCGUCAAGACGUUUCUGAUAGAUUUAGACCAGGCGAACAUGAAUCAGAUCUAGGGUUGGCAAGGGUCUCUUCAGCUACAUCAUCUUUACCUCAAUUAUCACGUCGUAAAUCUACCUUUGUUAAUAUCAGUGAUACCCUUAAUAAAGCACAUAUAAAGGAUUUUCAAAGAAGGAAGACGAGAAUUAAUUUGGAUGAUGAUAGUGAUGAUGACGAUGAUGACGCUGUAUCAACCAGAAGAUUUCCUAGUAAAAAUACUACAGGAAGUCAAUUACCUUCAGUUAAUGAAAAUGAAGAACUUUAAUUCACUAUCUUAUUUAUAUAGUUAUAUAUUUAUUAUUAUUUAUUU